Messenger RNA from Paramecium sonneborni, 1133 nucleotides. Lineage: Eukaryota; Ciliophora; Oligohymenophorea; Peniculida; Parameciidae. The record is from the annotation of a GenBank genome assembly.
AUGCAAAGAUAACCACUUUCAUAAAUUGAUCUUAAUUAAGAUAAUAGAGGAACUACACCUAAAAACAAAUAAUUCAAAACAACAACUCUAAAUAGUGAUAAUAAAAAUAUUCAAAAUUAUAAUGUGUAAUUCAAAGUUAAAGCACAGAUUUUAGAUUAAAACAAUUAAAUUAUUAUGAGUCCAGUUCCAUUACGUAGAAAUACUAUUUAAUAAGUUAUAACAUCACCAAUAUAAUAAAAUUAUAGUUAAAAACAUAUUGAAAUCAAUUCACCUGGAUAUAGAGGAAUGUCUUAAUAACCUAUUUAAUGUACAACAUAAUUAUAAACAGAAAUACAAUUGUUUAAAGAUUAGAAUUAUAAAUUAUAGUAAUCUAUAUUAAAAUUAGAAUCUCAAAUUUAAAGAGGCAAUAGUACUCAAUUUAUUAAAGAAUUAGAAAAUAAAAUUAUUAUGUUAUCAACAUUAAAUGAUAAAUUAAAUUAAGAUAAUAUCUCUUUAUAGAAAAUUUGUGAUAUUGAUACAUUACGUUAAUAAAAGAAUUAAUAAUAAAAUGAAUUAUUAAAGAUGGAAGAAGUAUAUGAUAAUUUGUUAUAAUAAUUGGAGUAAUUUAAUUGUGAAAAUUUAAAAGAUUUAAAUUCAUUAAAUGAAUAAACAAAACUUAAUUGUUUAGUUUAAGAUCUUGAAUCUAAAAUUACAGGCUUAAUCAGUGAAAAUGAAUAAAUGAAUUUAAUUUAAACUGAAUUCUCGACUGUAAAUAGACAAGUAGAAUAAUUAGAACUAGAAUUAUAAUCUUAAUAAAUUCAAUAUUAGAAAUCAAAGCAUGAUGAAGUACAAUUUAGAUAUAAGUAUGAUUCAGCUGUGCAUGAAGAGAAGAUGUAAAAAUAAAAAUUGAAUUCUUAAAGACGUAAUCAUUCUGAUAAACUUUAUGAAAAAGUAUAAAAAAUAUAUUUAAUAUUUAUAGAUUAAGUUAUUGGAAGAAGAGAAUAAGAAAUUAAAAAAAUUAAUUUCCAAUGUUGAUUAUGAUGAAGAAAUAAAGGAACUUGAAGAUAGAGUAUUAUUAUAUUAUUAAUAUUCUGUAGAUCUAAAUUAUAAGUUCAGAUAAUAGAAAAUUAGAACGAUAGUUAUUGUAAUAAUGA